Messenger RNA from Hansenula ciferrii, 783 nucleotides. It is a transcript of the gene RKM5, whose product is annotated as S-adenosylmethionine-dependent methyltransferase. The coding region runs from base 1 to 783 and encodes 260 amino acids. The transcript has a single exon. Lineage: Eukaryota; Fungi; Ascomycota; Saccharomycetes; Phaffomycetales; Wickerhamomycetaceae. The record is from RefSeq and is a predicted model, not a curated record.
AUGACCACACAAAUCACACUAGAAGACGUAUCAUCACAUAUAUAUGAACUUUGUGUGGACUCUGAAUCAGGUCAAGACCUAGGUAUAAUAUCUAAAGAUCCAAAACUUGAUAUAACGUUUCAAAACUCAGAUUAUUCAAUUGAACAAUCAAUUUCAAAUUUAAAUAAUAGUUCAAGUUCAACAGGAUUUGUUCUUUGGAAAAUCACAAUCCCAUUUAUUAAAUGGCUUCAACAAAGGAAUGUUUAUGAUUUCCAUGGGAAAUUUGUUAUAGAGAUUGGAUCUGGUGUCACGGGAUUAUUAGCUUCGACUAUAGGUCCUAAAACUGGUCAUUAUAUCUCAACAGAUCAAUAUCAUUUAUUAAAAUUAUUAAAGAAGAAUAUAAUUAAUAAUGUUCCUUUAUUUAGGAGCUCUACAAUGGAAUGUGAAGGAAUUCCAAAGAGGAAACAUGCAUUACCGGUAUUGGAUGUUGUUACAUUUGAUUGGGAACAUAUAGAUCAAGGACUCUUUGAAAUAAAUCAAGUUCAAAAUGGAGAUCCUGAUUUUAUUAUUGGUUGUGAUGUUGUUUAUAAUGAUUACUUGGUUCCUUUUUUGGUUGAUUCUAUUGUGAGGUUAAUGGGUGAUGAUACUAAGGUAUUAAUGGGGUUACAAUUAAGGUUACCUGAAAAUAUUGAACAUUUUGUUACGGUUGUUCUUGAAAAGGGGUUGAAGAUAUUUAAACAUGAUGAAGAAUUGUUAAUUGAUGAGUUGAAAACAGGAUUUGUUGUUUAUUUGAUAACAAAAUGA